This is a messenger RNA of Ilyonectria robusta, 1620 nucleotides long. RefSeq lists its product as uncharacterized. The record is from RefSeq and is a predicted model, not a curated record. The coding region runs from base 1 to 1620 and encodes 539 amino acids. NCBI's taxonomy places the organism in Eukaryota, Fungi, Ascomycota, Sordariomycetes, Hypocreales, Nectriaceae. The transcript is spliced from 2 exons.
AUGGCCUGCAAUAAUUAUACCCACACUCCGCUGCCUCACUUCAGCGCCACCGCUCUUGUCGACUUGAUCGGGAACCUCAGCGAGACCUGCCCCCAUGAUCUAGUGGAUGGCAUUGGGGUAAAGGAAACCGUUGCAAAUGAGAUAUUCCAAGGCGAGAACUCCUUCUUUGCUAAUUUUCUCGGUCGCUGGUCGCCCUAUGCGGUGGCUGUCAUUUUCAGCCGGCUGAUCGAUUUCAAACUGCCUCUAUUGCAGCUGAUUUCCGAGCUUCCCCGUCCCCAGCUCCUUACUGGGUGGUGGACGCAGGCUUUUACGGUAUUGCAUCUUAUUGGGGACCCAAUCGACUCGAUGAGUAGUCAUCUCUUCACUUUGGAGACCUGCAUGGUUGUGCUCAAAAGAACGAAGGAAACCAUGGUUGACAGGGAAAGGGCUGAAGCCGAAGCCGAGAAUGUAGAGGCAGGGGAACUCGAGCAAAGGAUCGAAAGGCGAUGCAGACUCAUCGCUUUGGUGUACCUGACAUACGCUUCAAACGGCCAUCCAAAAACUAUUAAGAAUUUGAUAAGAUUCGAAGCAGAAGAUCCAGCUGGCUUCGAAGCCGCAGCCUUAGCUCUUGCUGCGGACCGUGGCUCCAACUUCUGGGCCUUGGGAGUAGCCAUCUUCGGGUUUCUUAUGGCCGUCGUGCUCAAGUAUGUCUAUAUCGACGCCGACACUUUUGAUGUGACCAACCCUCAGCACAUAGACAUCUGGAGUCUCUCCUCGUCGAUGACUAUGGUACAUAUUAUCCCCAACGUCCUUCUUGCCUCUAUCAUCAGUGUACAGCAGUCACCUCACACGGCUAAGCGUUUCCUCGAGCAAUUUGAAGAGGGCCUUCACGGUCGAAAGGCAGGCAAUUAUACAAACAAUUUGCCAACCGACUGGGCUCGCUGGGAUCUUGACAGCCAGAUCAGCAACGGGGCGAUUCCUAACUGGAGGCCGGAUCGGCGACACCCAAACCUCUCGCGAGAACACAAUGCCCCACCCACAAGCUGGCGACGGCUUCUCGACGUCGCGGCAUUUCUCAUCGUCACCAUCGGGUCUGCUGGUGCCAUAUGGUUGGCUGCCGCGGUCCCCCCACAAGGAAUCAACUGCCGCACAGUUAUUAAGUUGAUCAUGGUGUCAAUCUAUGUGGUGAAAUACGCGGUGCAGCUUCUUGUCAAUCGACUGGGCGCUCCGUCGAUCCCCAUGAAAAUGAAAAUGUAUAUGACGGGAACGAUGGAUGCCUUGUCCGUGCUCUUAUUCGCAUUCAUCAUCUUCAGUACCCAGGCUGGGAUUCUGAAUCGCCCUGGGUGCUACCGGCAAUGCAAGGAUGACGGCGAAUGCGGCGUCUAUCCCGCCUCGGUCACCUGGGAGGUUGUUCAAAGGAGGCUUCAUGGACUGUAUCCGGGCAUCUUAUUUGGGUUUCUUGGGAUGCAAAUUCUCGUCUGUGCCGGUCUCUUAGACGUUUUCCGUGACGCUAGGAAGGUAUUUCUACAGUCUGACGAACCCCUGACUGAAAGGGAGCGCGGAAGGCAAAGAGGCCAAAGAAGGGAGAACCAGAAAAUACAACUCAGGCCUCUUAUACGUGGAAGGACCAGCAGCAUUUAG